Rhizopus microsporus ATCC 52813 is the source of this 2484-nucleotide messenger RNA. Its product is annotated as cysteine proteinase. NCBI's taxonomy places the organism in Eukaryota, Fungi, Mucoromycota, Mucoromycetes, Mucorales, Rhizopodaceae. The transcript is spliced from 6 exons. Gene Ontology annotation, biological process: protein deubiquitination. The record is from RefSeq and is a predicted model, not a curated record. Gene Ontology annotation, molecular function: cysteine-type deubiquitinase activity. Bases 1 to 2484 code for a protein of 827 amino acids.
AUGACGAAUGAGAAAAGAAAGAGAUUAAUAGAUUCUAUGAAAACAAGAGAUGAACAUUAUAAAAAACAAAAAUAUGAACUGUCAAAAGAAGACCAAUUUAACUAUAUUAAAGAAAUAAAGAAUUCAACAAGAUUAGAACAAGAGGAAAAGUGGUUCCUCAUUUCAACAAAAUGGUACAACGACUUCAAAGCAUACUGUCGAGGAGAUGUCGACAGACUAUCAACUAUUGACAAUUCGUCAUUAUUUGAUAAAGAUUACAAAGUAAAAGGAAAUCUAAUAUGUGGAAAAGAUUAUAUUCUUUUACCCAAGAGAGCUUGGGAAAGCUUAAUGGAGUGGUAUGGAAUCAAUGACGAGAGAUUUAUUGUCAAAAGAAGUGUCAAAAGCCUAUAUCAUUUUGAAGUCUACCAGAUGCACCAAAAGCCAAGUCAAAGGAAAACGUUCAAUAUAGAUUGUGGAGCCACGGUCAAGGACUUUUAUCAAGCACUGGUCAGUGCACUCAACCUGUCAGCAUCCAUCAGUCGUGUUUGGAUAUUGAAACGACCGAUCGAAAGCAAUACGUUCAUUACUGAAUCUCUCCUUGAUACCUUGGCUGCCAAGACGAUUCAUCCUUCCACGAUACCAACACAUGUUCUCAUCACAACUUAUUUGCCCAACAAGGACGAAAAGAGAUACUCUUUGGCUAUCAAGACUGAGUCAACAACAGUAUCGACCGUAACAAGAGGAUUGCGCGGUUUAAAUAAUUUAGGAAACACAUGCUACAUGAAUUCAGCUAUUCAGUGUCUUAGCAAUACGCCAAAAUUAACGUAUUGGCUCUUGAAAGAUUUGUACAAGAAGGACAUCAAUCGAUACAAUCCACUUGGCCUAAGAGGUGAAUUAGCUGAAUCAUAUGCAAGUUUGAUAAAGUCUAUAUGGCGUAUAGGGCAUAGUUCGUCGAUAUCCCCCUAUGAAUUUAAAAAAACGUUUGAAAGGUUCAAUUCCCAUUUUAGUGGAUACGAACAACAAGAUUCCCAAGAGUUCCUUGGCUUUUUACUCGAUGGACUACACGAAGAUAUGAAUAGAGUACAUCAUAAGCCAUAUGUUCAGAUGCACGAUUAUGAGGAUGAAUCUCGACAAGAAGAGAUUGCAGAUCAACUGUGGAAGUAUCACAAGUCAAGAAAUAACUCAGUCAUUGUCGAUUUGUUCCAAGGACAGUUUAAGAACAAGUUGAGAUGUAAUGAAUGUAAUAAGGUCUCUAUUACUUUUGAUCCGUUCAUGCAUUUAUCUUUACCGAUUCCAGUCAGCAUUUGUAAAUUAAAUAUCACAUUUAUCUAUUAUCAUAAACCAAGACAAUGCAAGUUUACAGUGUCUCUGACCAAGCAAAGCAGAACGAUUGCUGACCUGAAGCAAGCCAUUAUGAAUAAAUUGAAAGAUAGUAAACAUUUCCUAAUUACUCGCAUGUUUCAAAGCAAGAUAUGUACGCUCUACAAGGAUAGUGAUCCUCUUUCGGCUAUACAACCUACCGACAUCAUUUACAUUUACGAGAUACCCUUUGCCUACCCUGAUCCCAGCUGGAUCUUGUUUCCGGUAUAUUUUCAACUCAUCGACAACGAUAACACUCAUUUCAAUAUGUUUGGAUAUCCUUCUAUUCUUGCCUUUGACACAUCAAAGGGAUAUCCUGAUCUGUACACAUCCAUUAGUCUCCGCGUUCAACGAUACACAGCCAAGACAUUGAUCAAUGAAGAUGGAAUGCCGAUAGAGCAAGAUAUGUUUACGAUCAAGACAUUUAUCAACAAGGAAUCAGCAGACACCCAUUUCCCACUUCUAGAACCACCUACAGAUGUUUCUUUCAUGCCAGAUGAACACGACCCAAAUACCAUUCAGCAGGGACAGGCAGUACUGACCCAAUGGAAAAAGGAAAAGGCAUUUGGGAUCUUUGGAAGUGCUCCAAAAAGGAACAACCCCGAUGUACUGACGAUAAACACUGGUCUUUGGAGAGCCUUUGAUAAUCUCGCCAAUGGAAAUCAACAGGAUCGACCUGAUAUCUAUGCCUGUUUACGAGAGUUUACAAAGGAAGAGCAUCUGACGGAUGACGAUCUAUGGUAUUGUCCGAGAUGUAAAAAGCAACAGAGGGCAACCAAGAAACUUGAUCUCUGGAGGUUGCCUGAGAUCAUGGUUAUUCAUCUAAAGCGGUUUAGUCAAGUAAGGAUGUGGCGUAAUAAGCUAAAUACCUUUGUAGACUUCCCUAUAUCUGGUCUUGACAUGACAGAUUAUGUGAUUGAUGUCAAGGAUGAUGAUCGACUCAUGUAUGAUUUGUAUGCUAUAGAUAAUCAUUAUGGAGAUAUGGGUGGAGGACAUUACACUGCUUAUGCUCAAAAUGCGAUAGACAAGCACUGGUAUGACUUUGAUGACACCUCUGUUACAAAAAUAGACGAACGUAGAAUCAAGACAAGUGCAGCUUAUGUAUUAUUCUACAAACGUCGUAGAAGAAGAAGCAAUGUUGAUUAA